Molecule: messenger RNA, 6494 nt
Organism: Dromaius novaehollandiae (emu)
Lineage: Eukaryota; Metazoa; Chordata; Aves; Casuariiformes; Dromaiidae
Gene: KDM4C
Product: lysine demethylase 4C
Exons: 25
Coding region: 2291-5506 (1071 amino acids)
Biological process (GO): regulation of gene expression; chromatin remodeling
Cellular component (GO): chromatin; nucleus
Molecular function (GO): histone H3K9 demethylase activity
Source: RefSeq, a predicted model, not a curated record
GGGCUAUUUGAGCCUGCCCCACCCCCAGUCACGUGCUCCCCGGGGCGGCCUCCGCCCUUUCCCUGCGCGCGUGCGGGCCGUGCGCAUGCGCAGCCAACAGCUGUCAUCCGCGCACGGAACAAGAAGUCCCACAGAGAAAGAAAAAAAAACCCAAGAAACGGAGCGAGAAGGCUAGAAAAGAGAGCGGGGAGGAGGGGAGGGGGAAGGAGGGGCGCGGGGAGCCGCCGCCGGGCCUGUCCCGCGCCGGUGCGAAGCGGAGCGCGACCCUCCCCGUACCCCCCCCGCCCUCCUCUCACUGAGGCGGCGCGGCGUUAACCCGCUCCUGCCGGGUCAGGACGAUCCUGUUCUGAAUUGCUUGGCGAAAAAGCUCUGAAGGGUCUAAAAGGCUGUUUCACUGGGUCUUCAAAGUGGAUGAAGAGAUUAAAACACAUUUUUACAUCUCGUGUUUGCUCCAUGUCUUCUUUCUGGACAGUGUAGGAUAAAGUUAAGCUGUGUUUUGUGUCACAAUUUUUGACAGAGGGAGAUAACACUGGAAAAAAUUCAAGCUUAAAACAGUAUGAAUUGCAAUAUAUGAUGUUACCUAAGAAACCAGAAGUAGUUACUAACCUCAGUAAGAGUUUACAAUGCACCCUAGGCUUUCCAUCAAGUGCUUAUAAACACUUUCUCUAUAGCGUUUUGAUAUGCAACGGUUACUAUCUUUCAAGUAUAAAAAUAUUACAGUUCUUUAAACUAGCUUAAUUAUGAGUCAGUUUAUGAAUCUAAGCAGCAAGGAAAGAACUCAACAUGCCACUUAUUUACUGCUUUGAGAAAUGAAAUAUUAAGAUAUCAGGUGACUAGGAAGAUUUGUCACCAGGUAAGUGUUAAAAUGUUGAACCAUAAACCCCAUGCCCAUUAUGGUCAGCAUCAUGCUGAAGAAGCAUAUUGCAGUAAAAGACAUGUAUAAAAAAAACAGAAAAUUUCAAAAUUAAUUAAUUACAGAAGUAAGAAGUAGCCCAAUCAGGAGCUACUGAAACUGAAAAAGGCCUAAAAAACUAUUUAAUCAUUUUUUUAAAAUUGGUAGGUGUGAAAUCACCAUUUUUUAAAGAUAAUUACUGUAUUUGUGCAUAAUAGCUUAGGGCAAUUACAGUAAUUAGCACUUGCCAAUGUAGUUUACUGAUUUGAAUACAUUACUGACAUAAUUGUGCAUUUGGAUUCGGUGCACAACUGUCUACCUGACUUGUUUAAGAAUCAGACCCAUAAAUACAAAAUAUUGUACUCAGUAAUCUACUUACUCAUCAAGAAUUAAAGACUAAAAAUUGUAAUACUUAGAGUUUCUUUUUUUCCAUUUUUCCCUUAAAAAUUGAGAGGCCAAAUCAGAGACUCAGAGACAAACAUGGACUUCAUUGCUUUUGUUGCAGACCUCAUAGAGGAGUGCUUUAAGUUCACAAACAAAAUGCAUUCCCAUUCCUCUGUGGCAUUUCUGCUGGAAUGGUUUGAAUAACUUGGUUGAGGCUGUUGUGAUUUAGCUCACUGGACCUAGGAUUUCUGGCUGGUUUUUGUCUAAUAAAACCGAAAUGUUAAUGGAUAACCAUUCUUUAAGAGGAUGUAGAUAAUGACUCCCUUCAAACUUCUAAAUAGAUACUUUAUAAUAAAGAGAUUGCUGUGAUGGACCAGGUUUUGUUUCAAGGUUUACUUCCUUACUUAAGAGUAAUGAUUUAUAACUUGAUAAAAUUAUAAAUGAAUCUACUUUGAAUUGGAUAAGGUAUUUGUCUUAGGAAAAAAAAAGGUAAUUGUAAUUCAAGUCUUAAAUAAGUUAGAAUUGGGGAAAAAGUGUAAAAGUCUGCAAAUGAGACUUGAAUGAAGGAACAGAAAUAAAAAAUAAGUUUAAGAAACAAUUGGGUCUGACAUGUAACGUUAAAGAUGAACUAAGCAGAAAAGUUGUAAUACAUAGUAGAAUAUUUCUCAUUCAAAGAUUUUAAAGGUUUUUUGUUAUCUGUCAUGACCCUCUAUAAAUAUCUGGGGUUUAUUCUUGGAGUUUUGAUAAAUUUAUAUUUUUAAGAGUAAAACUCUUUGUGCUUUGGUUUGAUUACAGAUUGAACUAUUCGGAACACUUGGUCUGAAAGAAUGAUGACAAAUAGUUGAAAGUGAGUAUUGUGGAUUAGAGCCAUGUGUUUCGCAGGAUCCUUUCUGUGAGUUCAUGUUAAGCAGCCUGUUGUAUUAAACGUUGUGGAACCUUCCAGGAGCUUUUCUUUACCUGCUGCAGCAUUUCACAGUAGCCAGAGGAGGAGCACUGGAUUGAAAGUGAACCACAAUGGCUGCUGUCAUCUCAGACAGUCCUCCAAACCCAAGCUGCAAAAUUAUGACUUUCAGGCCCUCAAUGGAUGAAUUCAGGGAGUUCAACAAGUACUUAGCAUACAUGGAAUCACAGGGUGCUCAUAGGGCUGGAGUUGCAAAGGUUAUCCCACCAAAGGAGUGGAAACCAAGAAAACAUUAUAAUGAUAUUGAAGAUUUGGUGAUUCCUGCUCCAAUUCAGCAGAUGGUCACUGGUCAGUCGGGGCUCUUCACACAGUACAACAUUCAGAAAAAGCCAAUGACAGUGAAGGAGUUCAGGCAGCUGGCCAACAGUGACAAGUACUGCACUCCAAGAUACGUAGAUUAUGAAGAUUUGGAGCGUAAAUACUGGAAGAACUUGACUUUUGUGGCACCAAUUUAUGGAGCAGAUAUCAAUGGGAGCAUUUAUGAUGAAGAUAUUGAGGAAUGGAAUAUUGCCCGUCUUAAUACAAUAUUGGAUGUUGUAGGAGAAGACUGUGGAAUUUCUAUUGAGGGUGUAAAUACCCCGUAUCUCUAUUUUGGCAUGUGGAAAACAACCUUUGCAUGGCACACUGAAGACAUGGAUCUCUACAGUAUUAAUUAUCUUCAUUUUGGGGAGCCAAAGUCAUGGUAUGCCAUUCCUCCCGAACAUGGGAGACGUCUUGAACGACUAGCUCAAGGGUUCUUCCCAAGCAGCUCUCAAGGAUGUGAUGCUUUUCUUCGCCACAAGAUGACCUUGAUUUCUCCCUCAAUAUUGAAAAAGUAUGGAAUUCCUUUUGACAAGAUUACACAAGAGGCAGGGGAAUUUAUGAUCACUUUCCCAUAUGGAUACCAUGCAGGAUUUAACCAUGGCUUUAACUGUGCAGAAUCAACAAACUUUGCCACAAUUCGUUGGAUUGAUUAUGGAAAAGCAGCAAAAUUGUGCACCUGCAGGAGAGACAUGGUGACGAUAUCCAUGGACAUCUUUGUGAGGAAGUUUCAACCAGACAGAUACCAGCUGUGGAAACAAGGGAAGGAUUUAUACACCAUUGAUCAUACAAAAACAACUCCUGAAUCAACACCUGAAGUAAAGGCCUGGCUGCAGCGAAAAAAGAAAACAAAGGAUGAACCCAAGUGCUUCCAGCACACCAGAUCUCGAUCUAAAAAGCUUAAAACUCCAGAGGAUGAGAGAAUAUCUGCUAUGGUUGCUGGUGCAGAAAUCAUAGCGACAGAAGCAGCAGCUGAUGACUUCAAGGUCAAUGAAAAACCGGGAGAAAAAGUGAGACUAGUAAAUACAGGGGAGCCUUCUGAGGAAGAAGAAAACAAUAAUGGAAUGCAGCUGGAUCAACAUUUAUUGGAUAAUGUCAAGGUCUCAGGAAAUGUCUGUUCAGAGCCAUUAUCCAGCCCUGUUCAAGUAACAGAGAAAAAAAGUAUCGAAGAUGAGGACGAGACAGAUUUCAGUCAUCCUCCACUUAAAUUUGAAGAUUCUGUGCCCACCCCGCCCACUCCUCAUAGAUGCAGAAGAGAAGAGUGUUUGAUAUCUCAGGAUCAGUCUAUGUCAGCCAUACCAUACCAUAAGUCACAGGGACAUAUUUCUGAAGCAGAGAGCCCAGAGAAAGUGGAGAGCAUCUCUGCAGAGCACGAUGUCAGCGACUUAGAAAGCAGUGAAAGUAGUUUGGAAAAUGAAGAAACACCUGUUGUAAAAAAGGAUGAAGAUGGUGGCAUGGAAACAUCCAGUUCCGCGGAAAUUGAAAGAAAGAAAUCAUCUAAGAGUUGGCGUCAUCCGCUAAGUAAACCCCCAGCUAGAUCUCCAAUGACUUUGGUUAAACAGCAAGCAACUAGUGAUGAAGAACUACCUGAGACGACCUUAACUGAAGAGGAAGUACAGGAGACAGAGACAUGGGCCAGGCCUCUUGUAUACCUUUGGCAGAAGAGAGCACAAAAUUUCCAGGCUGAAAAAGAAUAUAAUGCAGCCUGUGCCAAAAAGAAACCACACUGUGCCAUUUGCACUCUUCUCAUGCCAUACUACAAGCCAGACAACCAUAAUGAAGACAAUUAUACUUUUGGGGAAACAAACUCUGAAAAAACAUUUAUGGCUGAAAAUGAAAAGACGAAACCACUUAUUCCGGAGAUGUGUUUUAUAUAUAGUGAAGAAAACACUGAAAACUAUCCAUCAAAUGCCUUUAUUGAAGAAGAUGGAACAAGCCUUCUAAUUUCCUGUGCAAAGUGUCGUGUACGGGUUCAUGCAAGUUGCUAUGGUGUCCCUUCUCAUGAAAUCCGUAGUGAAUGGUUGUGUUCUCGAUGCAGAAAAGGAGACUGGACAGCUGAAUGUUGUCUCUGCAAUUUGAGAGGUGGUGCAUUAAAGCAAACUACUGACAAGAAGUGGGCACAUGUAAUGUGUGCAAUUGCCAUCCCGGAAGUCAGAUUUGGUAAUGUGACAGAACGUACACCGAUAGACACAAGCAGAAUACCUUUGCAAAGAUUAAAAUUGAAAUGCAUUUUCUGCAGACAGAGAAUUAAGAAGAUUUCUGGUGCCUGCAUUCAGUGUUCAUACGGACGCUGCCCAGCUUCCUUCCAUGUUACCUGUGCCCAUGCUGCAGGAGUACUUAUGGAGCCUGAUGACUGGCCAUAUGUUGUCUACAUCACGUGUUUCAGGCACAAGAUCAACCAAAAUGUGAGAACUAAAGCAUGUGAGAAGGCCGUUACAGUUGGGCAGACAGUCAUCACAAAACACAGGAAUACGCGGUACUACAGUUGUAGAGUCAUAGGAGUCACUUCUCAAGUUUUCUAUGAAGUCAUGUUUGAUGAUGGCUCUUUCAGUCGGGAUACUUUUCCUGAAGACAUUGUAAGCAGAGAUUGCCUGAAGCUGGGUCCACCUGCAGAGGGAGAGGUUGUCCAAGUGAAGUGGCCUGAUGGAAAACUGUAUGGUGCAAAGUAUUUGGGAACAAACAUAGCUCACAUGUAUCAGGUUGAGUUUGAAGAUGGUUCUCAAAUAGCAAUGAAGAGAGAAGAGAUAUACACGCUAGAUGAAGAACUGCCUAAGAGAGUAAAAGCACGUUUUUCUACAGCCUCUGACAUGAGAUUUGAAGAUACAUUUUAUGGAGCAGAUAUAAUUCAGGGAGAAAAGAAGAGGCAGAGAGUAUUGAGUUCCCGUUUUAAGAAUGAAUAUGUGGAUGACCCGGGAUACCGCACAUUCUUGAAAAGCUCAUUCCAGAAAAAGUGCCAGAAGGGGCUAUAAAGGAUGCCAUGAAGUUGCACGCACACAUGCACAAGCACAGGCACAGACACGUGGUGCAGAGACCCAAACAGGUUACAGCUGGUUGAAAAGCAUAGAGCAUUAGCAGAUGCUGUGGUGGUUCGAAGAUGGCAUCUCUUCAGUCUAUUAAAUUGGUUUGGGUUUAAUUGGACACUUGGUUUUACAGCAAAUUAGUCCAUACAUCAACCUACUAAGUUCAAGUACUUCAGUUAUGAUUUCUUCAGUUAAUGUAUUACAAAUUUUGUGUCAGUUCUGCGUCAUGAUACGGGGGAAAAUGAAGUGAGGUUAAGAGGGGUUGCACAGUUAAAUACUGAAGAACUUUCAGUCCUGCUUCCACUGAAGUCAGUGGUAAGAUUCCCAUUGACUGGUAUGGGAGAAGAUUCAAGUUCUGGGUGAUCCAGCAACAAAGGUAAAAUGUAUUGCAUUGUCUUUCCCAAAGAAGAGGAGAAGUUUUAGUAGCCAGAGAUGAUUUCAGUGGCUAAUUUUUUUUCUGCAGACAGGAAAGGAUGUUAAGUUUAAUAAUAGCAGUUUUUAUAAAACAUUUUUAAGACAAACAAAAGUAUGUACAUUAUUAAGACCUGCAAAAGCUGUACUUAUUUACUUUGUACAGUGCUUUUACAUUUUUAUAUCACUACUGCUUUCAGUAGGGUUUGAUGUGGAAUCAACUGUUGACUUAAAUUUUUUUUGGCUUUUGAGAAAGAAAUCUUCAGCACAGUAAGGGGAUUUUGUAUAUUUAAAGAUGGAUAUUUUGGCAGUUAUUUUUAAACAUGUUUUACAUAAAGUCUAUUAAAAUAGCUAUUUGUAAAGUAAGAUUUUCUUUCAUUAUGUGUAUGUAAAAUUAGAGUUUAAAUAUAUAUGCUUAACAGGAUAGUUUUGAACUAAUAUAAUAUGAUCUUCCUUUUAAAAUAAGAGUUUGUCAAUGUAAUAAUGCUUAAAAAUAAAUAAAUAAAUAAUACCCUUUUACUUACUA